Suillus clintonianus is the source of this 856-nucleotide messenger RNA. Its product is annotated as ubiquitin-conjugating enzyme/RWD-like protein. The record is from RefSeq and is a predicted model, not a curated record. Bases 115 to 591 code for a protein of 158 amino acids. Gene Ontology annotation, biological process: protein sumoylation. The transcript has 8 exons. Gene Ontology annotation, cellular component: nucleus. Lineage: Eukaryota; Fungi; Basidiomycota; Agaricomycetes; Boletales; Suillaceae. Gene Ontology annotation, molecular function: SUMO conjugating enzyme activity.
GCCCGAAUCCCUUUCAAGCACGACUCUUUCCAAGGUGUUCCUUUGGGAAGCUGUUUAUUGUGACUCAUAACAUUGUCCCGUUGACGAUUGUCCAUACUCUAAUUCUCGCCUACCAUGUCUGGAAUCUGUAGACCCCGUCUUGCUGAGGAGCGCAAGCAAUGGAGAAAGGACCAUCCCUUCGGAUUUUACGCGAAGCCAGUGAAAGCUGCAGAUGGUUCCAUGAACCUCAUGGAGUGGGAAGUGGGUAUUCCUGGAAAGGCCGGAACACCUUGGGAAGGUGGCCUUUUCAAGCUUACGAUGACCUUCCCUGAAGAUUAUCCAUCGAAACCGCCGAAAUGUAAAUUCACGCCCCCCCUGUUUCAUCCGAACGUAUACCCGUCAGGAACCGUCUGUCUUUCCAUCCUUGACGAAGAAAAGUCAUGGAAACCAGCAAUCACCAUUAAACAAAUUCUCCUGGGCAUUCAAGAUCUUUUGGAUGACCCGAAUGUAAACGAUCCGGCGCAAAGCGACGCCUACACCAUGUUCAAAAACGACAAGGUUGCCUACGAACGAAGAAUCCGGCAGCAAGCCCGGGAGAAUAUACCGAAAUAAAGCAACAACCAUGUGUCUGUAGUGAGAACAUCAGAAUCUCAACUGGCAGUGUUCACAUUGCGGAUCUGACUUCUCAGCUCCCUGGCCUUGCUGGUCGUGACGCUGCAACGAUGGCAGAUCUCCAUAAAUUACAUGUACGUCCGAGGGCUGCCUUGGAAGAAAUGAAAACGUAUGUCACAUUCUGUACAGUCAAUGAUGUAUGCGGUUUGAAAGUGAGCACGCAAUGGGUACUGUCCUUGGUUAAUAUUCUUGCUCCAGCUUCCAA